Molecule: messenger RNA, 1191 nt
Organism: Anopheles marshallii
Lineage: Eukaryota; Metazoa; Arthropoda; Insecta; Diptera; Culicidae
Gene: NC2alpha
Exons: 3
Coding region: 1-1191 (396 amino acids)
Biological process (GO): negative regulation of transcription by RNA polymerase II; transcription by RNA polymerase II; positive regulation of transcription by RNA polymerase II
Cellular component (GO): negative cofactor 2 complex; nucleus
Molecular function (GO): protein heterodimerization activity; core promoter sequence-specific DNA binding; transcription coactivator activity
Source: RefSeq, a predicted model, not a curated record
AUGCCUUCGAAGAAGAAAAAGUAUAAUGCACGUUUUCCGGCGGGUCGCAUCAAAAAGAUAAUGCAAACGGACGAGGAAGUUGGAAAGGUGGCCCAAGCUGUUCCCGUGAUAAUCUCUAGGACAUUGGAACUGUUCGUGGAAUCGUUGCUGACAAAAACGCUGAAAAUCACCAACGCAAGGAACGCUAAAACGCUCUCCCCAUCUCACAUGAAGCAGUGCAUUAUAUCGGAGAGCCGGUUCGAUUUUUUGCGCGAUCUUGUUAAAAACAUCCCGGAUAUGGGCAUUAACGAGGAGCUCUCCGGAUCGGAAGCUGGCUACGGUAAUGAAGGCACCUCACCGGCAUCUACCUCGACCUCGUCGUCCUCCAUGUCGUACUCGAAUGGAGCGGCAGCGGCAGCAGCCGCUGCUGCAUCGGCCACAAUCGGCAGUCACCUGCCGUACGAAAUGCAUCCAGUAUCGCUGCAACGUUCUGAAUCGUAUUCGCCAGCAUCAGUACCCUUCUCGCUGCUACCACACCACAGUCAGUCACACGGCAAACGAGGCCUCAGUCAGGGUGGAAGUUUAAACUUCUACAAAGAGAUACCGCUCGAGGAGACGGGGAGUCCGCCGCCACCCAAACUGAACCGCCUCAAUUCGGCCCCGGCCGGCGGUGCACCGACAGCUUUGCCAUUUAAAAUCGACAUCUUACCAAACCUCCCGACAGCGGCCGGCAUGGUCACGUCCCCUGCCGUAUCGAGCCCGACCGUCAAAAGUACGACCCAAACUUCCGGUGCCAUAACGCCACAGAUAACGUACAACUUCGAACGACUCGCAGCAGCACCGUCGACGAUGGUGCCAUCGACGGUUGCAUCCCUCGAACCAGUCAUUAAGCUGGACUAUUCUAACCUAAGAUUACCGGCGACGAGCGCGUCCCCGCAUGGGAGUUCUCGACGGUCGGCGACAACGCAGCCCACGAUCAAAAUUGAUCUCAGCAGCUUAGCAACCGGUGGCCCUCCGUCCGGUGACGGUGGGACACCGAAGAAACAUACGGAGGCUGGAGGUGGUAUGAGUAAACACUAUGCUUCACCCACCACCAGCUCCACAGCGAUCAGCCCAAUAGUUGUCCAAAGUCCGGUGGCAACAGCACCACCGCUCUUCGCAGCCCUAUCCUCUACCAUCCCAGGAAUGGAUGAGGACUACGACGAUAUUUAA